Peniophora sp. CBMAI 1063 is the source of this 750-nucleotide messenger RNA. The record is from the annotation of a GenBank genome assembly. Lineage: Eukaryota; Fungi; Basidiomycota; Agaricomycetes; Russulales; Peniophoraceae.
AUGUCGAGCAUGCUCUUCUCCUCGCAGCCCAUCACGCCCUCGCCGCUCUCACGUGCUCUGGCCGUCGAUGGCGACGUUCUUGAACAUGUGCGCGUCCGCGCUGUGAAGCACGACUUGCCACCGCGUAAUCCGCGUUCACGGAGCUCGUCGCAGUCCUCCGUGUCGUCCUCGUCGUCGUUUUCAUCCGGCGCAACCUCCCCAAACGCCACCACCACAAUCUCGCCCGACAAGCGACAGUCCUAUGGGGACUUCAUAAACGCCUUCCUGCCCUCCUCGCCAAAUUACCACUAUCGUCCUCCAUUCUCUCGACGUGGCUCUAUGUCCUCCAUAGCCUCCGUGUCCAGCGAGGACGACCAAACCAUCACCCCUAUCCGGCUCAUCCAUGCCGUUGAACCUUCACGCGAUAUCGCUCAGGCGUUUAAUGAGUCUAAGCCCAACGCAUCGUACCGAGAUUCGACUGCGCCGCUAGCAUUCCCGCGACUUACGCCUCCUGGCUCACCGUCGCCUUAUCUUGCCGUUAGUCGCCGCGGAAGCGCACAAUCCCUUGCAUCUCGCAUCAGCCGGGAAAGUCUCCGCCGCCCACAAACUGCCGUGAGCCUACCGACGGAGGACUUGUACUACACGCCGCCGCAGAGCCCUUUCUCUGCAGCGAGACGGGCGUUACAAGCUUCUGAUCCUGGUCCUAUCGAGGAGGAGGAGGACAUCACUGCUUGUUACAACGUACUUGGCUUUAAAGGCUUCGGGCUCUAG